AGAAGAAGAAGAAGAAGAAGAAGAAGAACAAGAACAAGAACAAGAAGAACAAGAAGAACAAGAAGAGUUUGUUUCGCCAUUUGUGAACCAAACCGCCCGGACCGGCGGCUGUAUGGCCCGCACACGGAGGACAACAUGUCGGACUCGGAAGUGAAACCGUCCAAUCAGGACAGCGAGGAGAAGAAGGAGGGCGAGUACAUCAAGCUGAAGGUCAUCGGACAGGACAACACAGAGAUUCACUUCAAGGUGAAAAUGACGACACACCUGAAGAAGCUGAAGGAGUCGUACAGCAAGAGACAGGGUGUGUCCUCCAGUUCUUUACGAUUCCUGUUUGAAGGAAACCGAGUCUCAGACCAGCACACACCAAAAGAGCUGGGGAUGGAGGACGAGGACGUGAUCGAGGUGUAUCAGGAGCAGACUGGAGGAUGUGAGCAGCUUCUCACCGUCUGGUGGAGCAGCUGGUCUCAGAGGACAGCGGCUGCCCUACAUGGACACUGAGCCCGCCGUCGGAUUAGAACCUGAACCGGGACCAGUCUUCACACAGAAUGGACGCUUGUGUUUUUAUAUGUUUGUACGUUUAAACUUGUAUAUUUUGUAUAAAAGUUUGAUGGUCUGUGUUUGAGGAAGCGGCUUUUCUCAAUGAAAUAAAUGUCAGUGGAACAAACUGGACGGAA
Molecule: messenger RNA, 674 nt
Organism: Stegastes partitus (bicolor damselfish)
Lineage: Eukaryota; Metazoa; Chordata; Actinopteri; Pomacentridae
Product: small ubiquitin-related modifier 1-like
Exons: 5
Coding region: 136-498 (120 amino acids)
Molecular function (GO): protein binding
Source: RefSeq, a predicted model, not a curated record